Messenger RNA from Thamnophis elegans (Western terrestrial garter snake), 3715 nucleotides. RefSeq names its product integrin subunit alpha 4 (gene ITGA4). Lineage: Eukaryota; Metazoa; Chordata; Lepidosauria; Squamata; Natricidae. Gene Ontology annotation, cellular component: integrin complex; external side of plasma membrane. The record is from RefSeq and is a predicted model, not a curated record. Gene Ontology annotation, biological process: cell-matrix adhesion; cell-cell adhesion; integrin-mediated signaling pathway. Gene Ontology annotation, molecular function: integrin binding.
GGCCCCGAGAGCUCGGACUCCCGCCCUCCGGGAGUCAACUUGGCGCUGUGUGUGUGUGUGAGGGGGGGAAAGGGUUGCGAAGCGCCCCCGGAAACUCGUCGGAGUCGGCCCGCAGAGCCCACCCCACGACUCGAAAGCUUGCCGCGGGGAGGCGGGUGGUGGUGGUAGUGGAGGAGAGCGAGGGCAGCUAAAGCGCAGCGUCAGCAAUAGUAAGUCAUGAGAAGCCAUCCCGACUUGGCUUUUUGGUAAGGGCGGAGGGAGUUUCUCUGCCGCCCCCCCUCCCCCGUCCCUGCCGUCCGGGCUUAACGGAGCGAAGCGGCUGGAGGCGACCGAUUCAUUUUUUUUUUCCUGGAUAGUUUGAGCCCACCUCACUUCGCCCGCCCACCCUUUCCCUCCCUCCAAGAACCCCAAGUGAAGUGAUGUGGGCUGCCUGGGACAAGCCGAAGAUGGGAUUUUCCUCCGCCCAGCUGCUGUUCUUGCUAAGCUGUUGCCCGACGGCUUGCCGCCCUUACAAUCUAGAUACUCGCAGCCCCCUGGUCUUCGAAGGGCUCAAUGGGACGUGGUUCGGCUAUUCGGUGCUGCUGCACAGUUUUGGCACCAGCCGGUGGCUUAUAGCCGGAGCCCCUAAAGCCAGCUGGCCCAGUAAUAGCUCUGUGGUGAAUCCAGGGGCAAUAUUCAGAUGCCAAAUUGGAAAUAAUCCUAAAAGAGAUUGUGAGAUUCUCCAAGUGGGUGAUCCAAAAGGCGAAAGGUGUGGAAAAACCUGCACUGAAGAAAGAGAUAAUCAGUGGUUGGGAGUGAGCCUAGCAAGGCAGCCAGGAGAAAAUGGCUCUAUUGUUGUCUGUGGACACAGGUGGAAAAAUGUGUAUUAUAUUUCAGAACACAAACUUCCACAUGGCAUUUGUUACGAGGUACCUCCCAAUUUUCGAACCUUGUUAAGUCGAAGAAUAUGCCCUUGCUAUAAGGAUUUUUGGAGAAAAUAUGGAGAAAAAUAUGGAUCUUGUCAGGCUGGGAUAUCAACAUUUUACACUCAGGAUUUAAUUAUUAUGGGAGCCCCAGGAUCAGAUUAUUGGGCUGGUUCCAUCUUUGUUUACAAUAAAACAGCAAACAUAUUUAUCUCAUAUCUGGAUGUGAGUCAUCAGAUAAAGUAUGGAAGUUAUUUAGGUUAUUCUGUUGGAGCAGGUCACUUCCUUUCUGCAAGUAGUUCAGAAGUAAUUGGAGGUGCUCCCCAGCAGGAGCAGACUGGUAAAGUUUACAUUUUUAAAAUUGAACCCAAACAACUAUCAAUUUUAAGUGAAUUAAGGGGUAAAAAGUUUGGUUCUUACUUUGGAGCUACUGUUUGUGCGGUGGAUCUCAAUGGUGAUGGCCUUUCAGAUUUACUAGUUGGAGCACCCAUGCAUAGUAAAGUCAGAGAAGAAGGAAGGGUUUAUGUUUACCUCAACUCAGGUUCUGGAGCAAAGAUGAUGGAGCUACAGACACCUCUAGCUGGAAGUGAUUUGUAUGCAGCAAGGUUCGGCGAUUCCAUUGCCAAUUUAGGAGACAUUGAUAAUGAUGGCUUUGAAGAUAUAGCCAUUGGGGCUCCGCAAGAAAAUGAUUUAGAAGGCUCGGUUUAUAUAUACAAUGGCAGAGAAGAUGGAAUAUCACCAACCUUUUCACAAAGAAUUCAAGGACAUCAAAUCAGCAACAGUUUACGCAUGUUUGGUCAAUCCAUAUCUGGGAGAAUUGAUGUAGACAGCAAUGGGUAUUCAGAUGUAGCAGUUGGUGCUUUUUUGUCAGAUUCUGCUGUAUUACUGAGGACGAGGGCUGUAAUUAUUGUGGAAUCAUCCUUAAAACACCCCAACUCUGUAAACCGAACCAUACUGGACUGUGUGAGAAAUGGACAACCAGCUGUGUGUGUUAAUCUAAUGCUUUGUUUUAACUAUACUAGCCAAACCAUUCCAGGUUACAUAGUAUUGCUUUAUAAUCUAAGCCUGGAUAUUAAUAGAAGGCCAGAUACUGCAGCGAGGUUUUAUUUUUUCUCUAAUGGAACCUCUGAAGCCACCUCUGGAAGUGUCCGGAUCUAUGGCAAUAACAAUGUUACAUGCAGAAUCCAUCAGGCAUUCAUGAGGAAAGAUGUAAGGGAUAUUCAGACUCCUAUACAUGUUGAAGCUACCUAUCACCUGGGGCACCAUGUUUUGAAGAAGAGAAAUGCUGAUGAACUCCAACCACUCCAGCCGGUACUUCAGCAACGGAAGGAGGAUAAUAUUGUGCGUAGCAAGUUUGUCUUUGCAAGAUUUUGUACUCAAGAAAACUGUUCUGCAAACCUUCAAGUUUCUGGAAAAGUUAUAUUUCCAAAGCCUUAUGAAAAGAAACCUUACCUCUCAGUGGGACAUGUAAAACAGUUGAUAUUAAAUAUCAGCUUGUACAAUGCCGGUGAUGAUGCUUAUCAGACCAGCCUUCAUAUCCAACUGCCUAAAGGUCUCUAUUUCACCAAACUUGUAGCACAGGAAGAAACACAGAUACAGUUACAAAUAUCAGAAAAGGAAAGUCGAGUGACAAUUAACUGUAACAUUGGAUAUUUAUACGUUGAUCAUCUUUCAAAGGUGGACAUUAGCUUUGUGUUGGAUUCAAGUUCACUCAGCAGAGCAGAAGAUGACUUGCACAUCCACAUUAAUGCAACUUGUGAAAAUGAAUUAGACCAUGACCUGCUGUCCGACAACAGUGUAGUUUUAGCUUUGGCUCAGAAACACGAAGUCGAACUGAACAUUUAUGGGUCUGUGUCUCCAGCAUCAUUUAUUUAUGGACCCAGUGAAGAAAAUUCACCAGUUUCUUGUAUGGAGGAGACAGUCAACGUCACUUUCUAUGUCAGUAAUCCUGGAGUAAGUCUGGCUCCUGAUGUAAAUCUGCUGAUACAGAUACCCAAUUCUUUUCUACCAAGAGAUAACAAGCUCUUUAAUAUACUGGAUGUCAAGACCUCUGAUGGACAAUGUACCUAUGAAAGUCAUAGGAGAGACUGUACUUUACCAGAAGAACAGGGAAAUAUGGUGCAAGAUCUUAUUACGUUCCACAAAACUGACAAUAGGCCACUGUUUUGUAUGAAGAAUGAUCAACUGUGUUUGCAAAUAUUUUGCAAAUUUGGAGACAUGGAGAGUGGAAAGGAAUCGACUGUUCACGUUCAUCUUGAGGCAACACCUUCACUAUUAAGCAUAGACGAAGCUUCAGUACUUACCUUUGAGAUAAAAGGAGAAGUUUCAGCAGAUCAAAAUCCCAGAGUUAUUGAACUCCACAAAAAUAAGCAAACCACUCGUGUCAUUUUGGAGGGACGUCAUAACCAGAAGACAAAACAGAGUGUCAGUGCCCUGCUUAUUGUAAUAGGUUCCCUAUUUGGACUUUUUUUGCUUUUGCUUCUUGUAUUAUUUUUAUGGAAGAUGGGAUUCUUCAAAAGAAAAUACAAACGUUUUCCUGAGGAAAAAAAUGGAAGUGAAAGUUGGAGUUUUUUUAAACAUAUUCACAAUGAUACCUCAGAGUAGGAAGUUUGGUAGAAGUUAAGAACUAUCUGCUACAAGAACUGUUAAGUCUUAAGCCCCAUAUCACAUGUGAAAGAAAUAGCCAUCAAAGUGGGCUUCCAAAGCACAAAUCAUAGAAAACUCGAAGGAUAUACAUUUUCAAGAGUUCUAAUCAAAAGGAAAGAAAAACUCAAAAUGCAAGAACAAGGAAACACUAGGAAUUGCUCCUUCCU